This is a messenger RNA of Cygnus olor (mute swan), 1960 nucleotides long. It is a transcript of the gene ERBB2, whose product is annotated as erb-b2 receptor tyrosine kinase 2. The transcript has 2 exons. The record is from RefSeq and is a predicted model, not a curated record. The coding region runs from base 150 to 641 and encodes 163 amino acids. Lineage: Eukaryota; Metazoa; Chordata; Aves; Anseriformes; Anatidae.
ACCCUCUCGCACCACCCCCCCCCCCCCAGAGCACGGCGGAGACCCCAGCCGACGUGGAGGAGGGCGAGGACUCGGCCGCCUUCCCCUUCCCGUCCCAGGGCCUGGUGGAGGGGCCCGAGGGCCCCGUGCCAGAGGCUCUGGAGGGGGACAUGGGGGCCAAGGGGACCCUGCAGAGCCCCCCGGCCACACGCUACAGCGAGGACCCCACUGGGCUGUCGGGUGACGAGAGCGAGGGCCUGGACCCCGAGGGCUUCCUCCCCCCAGCCUCCUGCACCACCAUGCCAGAGUACGUGAACCAGGCCGGGGAGCGGCUGUCCCCCCCCCGGCACCCCCGCACGCCACCGUCCCCGCUGGACAAGCCCAAGGGCCACCAGGGCAAGAACGGGCUCAUCAAGGACACCAAGCAUCCCUUCCCGGGGCCCUUCGGCCGCGCCGUGGAGAACCCCGAGUACCUGACCCCCCCCGGGCUGCCAGCCCCCGGCCCCUUCAGCCAGGCCUUCGACAAUCCCUACUACUGGAACCAGGACCCCCCGAAAACCGGCGGCCCCGAGGGCGGCCCCGUCUCCACGCCGGCGGCCGAGAACCCCGAGUACCUGGGCCUGGCCGAGCCCUCCGUGCGGCCCGAGGACGCGGCCGUGUAGGGCCGGGCCACCGACAGAGCCACCCCCCCACCCCCCCCCAAAGGCCGAGGUAGCUUUGGGGGGGGGGCAAGCGACGGACACGGAUCCGGGAUCAUCCGUCCCCUCCGCACGGGGACCCUGCGCCGCAGGGAGAGCCCAGGACGCUGUGGGACAGCACGGCGGCGGCACGUGGGGGACCUUGGGUCACCCCCGGUGCCUCCCAGCCCCCCCAGAGGGACCCCAAAAGCCCCCAACCCCCCCAAGCUGGAGCUGGGGGCUCAGGACAGCGCUGAGGCUGCAGAGCUCGGAAGCCCGCGGGGGGGGCUCCUCGAGGGACGAGGAAGCCGGGGGCUGAGCGGGGCCGGGGGCUCGCAGCGCCGAAAACGGGAGCACCGCGAGCACCGUCCCACCCCAACGCUGCUCGGGGCCAGGCUGCCCCCGUCCCGAAGGCUCCUCCAACCCCAAAACCGCGGCCCCACGGCCCCAACCGACUUGCACUGAGAGCGGGCGGGCACCGGACCCCCCCGGGCUCCUGCUGGAUUCCUGUGAAGCGACGGCGGCACCCGCGGCUGUACAUUUGAGAAUUGUACAUGGGUUGUUUUUUUUUUUUGUUUUGUUUUUUUAACGCCGCUUGUCCGUGUGGUUCUGCCCCCAGCUCCGUCUGCAGCUGCCACCCCCCCCCCCCCAAGGAGGCAGCGCCGGGGGGGGGGGGGGAAAUCCCCCCGAUCCCCCCCCCAAGGGCUGGGACAAGGCCGGGGGCAGCCAGGCCCUGCUCUGAGCCCGCUGUCACUGCCCGCAGCCCCCCCCCCAAGCGACACGGGGGAAGAGGGGCCGCGUUCUCCUCCGUCCUUUAUUCAGCCCCAGGCUGGGGGGGGGGGGCGGGCGGGGGGGUUUAUACACAGUAUAGAAUAAAUAGGGGGCCACGGGGGGGGGUCCCACCUCGGCUCGGCCGCCCCGUGGCACUGCACGGAGCCGUGACGUGGGGAGGGCGAGGGCCUGGGAACGGGGCUGGGGGGGGGGGGGGGGGGGCUCGUUAAACGGACCCCCGGGCUGUGGGGACGGAGCCAGGCGGGGGUUCCCAUGCCCACCACCCCCCCCCCCCCGCCGCCCUCGCGCCUGUUUAAUCAGUGACCGAGAGGCUUUAAUCAUUAACGAGCUGCUCUCGGCUCCACGGCGUGAGGCUCCCUCCGCGUCCACCUCCGGGGAGCUCCGGAGCUGCCGAGCCCCCUGCGAUGCCACGGGCUGGGCGUUCGCCAGCCCCACGACAUGGGGGGGGGGGGGGGCUGCGGAAUUGCCCCCACGCCCCCAGGGACUGAGGAGGGGAGAGCUCCCCCCCCCCC